CCCCUUCAAAACCUCAAAAACCCAUCACCACAUUCAAUUGUGUUUUGUAUUUGGUCUAGGAGGUCAUCUUUGUUGGUGAUCAUAAUCCCCUUUCUUCACUUCUCGUCAUUCCUUGAUUGAAAUUGUCAAACGCUUUUUUUACCUCCCUUCUCUCUCAGCUUUCCGCAUUCGGCAACAGCUCACCGCGUAAGGAGAGUCGCGCGACCUACUUCGACCAACUUUUUCUCCCAACUUCCGAUUCUCUCGACAGAACAACCCUUCUCUUUGGCUUUACGCCCCUAUCACGAACCUUCGCGGCUUCCUCUCGCAUUUGCGCAUACGCCUCUCCCUUUUUUUAAAGAUGUCGGCUUCACCAAUCGACCAGAUCCUCGGGGCCAUCCAGCGCCCGACGAUCGACCGCCCCUUCGGCGUCCACCUCUGGCCCAUCUUCGACAAGGCCUUCACGGCCAUCAAGGGAUACCACCCCGAGGACUUCGACUUCCAGCCCCAUGUCACUCCCAUGUCGACCCUGAAGGAGACCGCUGCGCUGAUCUUCACAUACUACGUUGUAAUUUUCGGCGGCCGCGAGCUGAUGCGCAACCGCCCGGCAUUUAAGCUCAAUGGACCCUUUAUGAUACACAACCUCUACCUCACUGCGAUCAGUGGCAUACUGCUGGCCCUCUUCGCCGAGGAGCUGAUCCCAACCCUGUACAACAAGGGCCUUUUCUUUGCCAUCUGCGACGUCAAGGGUGGAUGGACUAACCACCUGGUUAUCCUGUAUUAUCUUAACUACCUCACCAAGUACCUCGAAUUGAUCGAUACCGUCUUCCUGGUCCUGAAGAAGAAGCCAUUAACCUUCCUCCACUGCUACCACCACGGCGCCACCGCUCUCCUCUGCUACACCCAGCUCAUCGGCCUCACCUCCGUCUCCUGGGUCCCGAUCACCCUCAACCUGAUGGUUCACGUCGUCAUGUACUGGUACUACUUCCAGAGCGCCCGUGGCAUCCGCAUCUGGUGGAAGGAGUGGAUCACCCGUCUCCAGAUCAUCCAGUUCGUCAUUGAUCUCGUCUUCGUCUACUUCGCCUCCUACACCUACUUCACCUCCACCUACUUCAAGUGGAUGCCCAACGCCGGCCAAUGUGCAGGCGAGGAAUUCGCCGCCUUCGCCGGCAUGGGCAUCAUCUCCUCCUACCUCCUCCUCUUCAUCUCCUUCUACAUCGCCACCUACAAGAAGGACGGCAAGCGCCCCACCGGCCGCAAGGCCGCCCGCUCCCUCAAGGACGCCGAGCUCCCAGACAUCGCAGCCAUUACCCAGGGCAAGAUCCAGCCCGCCAAUAAGGCUAACGGAAACGCGACCCCUGGUCGCGUCACUCGCUCGAGGAAGGCUUAGAAGGCGCGUAAUUGGUUUUGUAUCAAUUGCGUUGCUGCGCGGAGGACUAAGCUGGAGUUGAAGUGAAGUGAAGUGAGAACGGGAGAACUUGGCGAAACUUGCAGGAACGCCCUCUUUUGGCUUCGUGCUUUUAUUUUGGAGGGGAAGUUACCUGGGGGUUCCCGCCGAUGUUGUUCUCUGUGGUGUUAUAUGAGUACGGGUAUGAAUAGAGAGGAGCUGGCUGUCCGUAUACGUGGCGUCGGUGGGGAUGUUAAAAGGGGAGCGCAUGCAUGGGAACAUGGAGCGGGCGGACAUGGGCGGGCGUGUUGGACGUCGGGUGUGGUGGACGUUUGAAUGUAUCAGUGGUGGUGGUGUGGGUGUGGGUGUAAUGCCGGGGUUAAAGGGGCCUAGAUAGAUUAUGAUGAAUUAUUAUUAAUUGAUUCUUGUGUUUUUUUG
Pseudogymnoascus destructans is the source of this 1804-nucleotide messenger RNA. RefSeq lists its product as uncharacterized. Gene Ontology annotation, biological process: very long-chain fatty acid biosynthetic process; sphingolipid biosynthetic process; fatty acid elongation, monounsaturated fatty acid. Bases 341 to 1369 code for a protein of 342 amino acids. The transcript has 4 exons. The record is from RefSeq and is a predicted model, not a curated record. Lineage: Eukaryota; Fungi; Ascomycota; Leotiomycetes; Thelebolales; Thelebolaceae. Gene Ontology annotation, molecular function: fatty acid elongase activity. Gene Ontology annotation, cellular component: endoplasmic reticulum membrane.